Trachymyrmex cornetzi is the source of this 2682-nucleotide messenger RNA. RefSeq names its product fatty acid synthase-like. The record is from RefSeq and is a predicted model, not a curated record. Gene Ontology annotation, biological process: fatty acid biosynthetic process. Gene Ontology annotation, molecular function: fatty acid synthase activity; 3-oxoacyl-[acyl-carrier-protein] synthase activity. Lineage: Eukaryota; Metazoa; Arthropoda; Insecta; Hymenoptera; Formicidae.
UCCGAGUAUAUAAGAAUCAUGGAUGGCAAAGAAACAUGUAGAUCGUGGAACGAUAUUGAUUCCAAUGAGGAAAUCGUUAUUUCUGGUAUUGCUGGUAGAUUUCCUUAUUCAGAUAAUAUGAAUCAUUUACGAGAAAAUUUAUUCAAUAAAAUAGACCUUGUAAGAGCGGAUCAUAACCGAUGGGAAAGAGAUUAUGCGGAAUUUUCACGCCGUAUGGGAACAGUUAAUAAUAUAGAAAAAUUCGAUGCGGAUUUUUUUGGAUUAUCUUUUGAGCAAGCACACACACUUGUACCUGAUGCGAGAUUGUUAUUGGAACAUUCUUAUGAAGCAAUUAUCGAUGCGGGGAUCAAUCCAAAGCAAUUACAAGGGAAAAAUACUGCCGUAAUAAUAGGGUCAUCUUAUAUUGAAACACAAAGAAGGUUCAUUUUUAAAGACUCUCAGAUAAGCGGUCAAAACGUUUUUGGAUACCAUAAAUCUGCAACGGCAAAUAUGAUUUCGUAUUACUUCGAUCUAAAAGGACCAUCUUAUACUCUCGAUACAGCAUGCAGUUCUAGCCUUCAUGCUCUAGCCGUUGGUUAUGAAUGUAUCAUGUCAGGCAAAUGCGAAGACGCAAUAAUUGGAACAGCACAAUUAUGUCUUUAUUCCGUAACAAAUCUGCACUUCGCUCGACUUGGUAUUGUGUCACCCAACGGUUAUUGCAGACCAUUUGAUAUCGCUGCUAACGGUUAUUCGCGUAGCGAAACAAUUGCAGUAGUAUACCUUCAAAAAGCGAAAAAUGCUAAGAGGAUUUAUGCCAUAUGUCCCCAUGUAAAAUUAAACAGCGAUGGUUACAAAGAAGAAGGAAUAACAUAUCCUUCAUCUCGAAUGCAACAUAUCUUACUAAAGGAAUUUUAUGAGGAGUGCAAAAUACCAACAUCUUGUUUGGAUUACGUCGAAGCACAUGGUACCGCUACCGUAGCUGGCGAUCCUCCAGAAAUUAAUGCUAUCUAUAAUGUUUUGUGUAAAAAUAGAGAAACUCCAUUAAUGAUCGGCUCCGUGAAAUCUAAUCUCGGGCAUUCUGAACCUGCGAGUGGUUUUAAUCAGAUUGCUAAGGUAAUAAUAGCAUUCGAAACUGGUUUUGUUCCACCAAAUAUCAAUUAUACAACGCCAAGGAAAGAUAUAGAUGCUUUGAUAAAUAACAGUGUUUGUGUAGUACAAAAACCAUUGCCACUGAAAAACGGUUAUAUAGGUAUUAAUUCUUUCGGUUUUGGAGGAUCUAUUGCUCACACGUUAUUAAAGUGGAAUAAUAAACUAAAAAUAAAUAAUGGAGCACCAAACGAUGACUUACCUAGGCUUGUCAUAUUAUCUGGACGCACUGAAGAAUCAGUGAAAUUGUUUUUAAAUGACAUUGCUAACCAUCCAAUAGAUGCAGAAUAUGUUCGCUUAUUACACGAUAUCCAUGCAGACAAUAUAAACGGUCAUCCAUGGAGAGGGUACACUAUAUUGCAGAAUACCUUACAAGAUCCCAUAAAGGAAAUUCGAAAUUGUGAGGGCGUGAAAAGACCUGUUUGGUUUGUAUUUUCAGCCUUAGGUUCGCAAUGGCCAGGAAUGGGUCGAAACUUAUUAAAGUUUCAUGUCUUUGCUAAAGCGAUAAGAAAGUGCGAUGAUAUUUUAAAGCCGUAUGGUAUAAGUGUCAUAGACAUUAUGACAAAAAUAGAAGAAAGCAUAUGCGAAAACAGGUUGAACGUUUUUCUCGGAAUCGUCGCUAUUCAGAUUGGCUUAGUAGAUCUCCUAACAUCCUUAGGAAUUACUCCCGAUUACAUAAUUAGUCAUUCUGCUGGUGAACUUGGUUGUGCAUACGCAGAUAAAUGUCUCACUAUUGAACAAACUAUUUUAUCAGCAUACUUUAUCGGUUUGGCAUGUGCCGAAGAAAAAAUAAUUCAUAGCUCGAUGGCGGUUGUUAAUAUCAAUCAUGAGUAUGUUAGAAAUAUAUGUCCAGCGGACAUUGAAAUAGUGUGCUACAAUAGCGAGAAUAGCAACGUCGUAUGUGGACCAAAAGAAUCCAUAAAAGAAUUUAUGAAAAAAUUACAGGUCAACAAUAUUUAUGUGAAGAAGAUCAACUGCAACAUACCGUUUCACAGUUCUUACGUUGCAUUCGUCGAAAGUCAGCUUUUACUUAGUUUAAAUAAAAUAAUACCAUGCCCAAAAAAACGGAGUUCAAAGUGGAUCAGCACUUCUAUACCUCGCACCAAAUGGUUUACUUCAACAUCAAAGUUAUCAUCGGCAGACUAUCACACUAGAAGUAUAUUAAACACAGUCCUUUUUUCACAAACGAAAAUUCCAAGUAACGCUGUGAUCAUCGAAAUCGCACUAGACGAUGUUCUACAUUACGUUUUGACAGGCUCUUUACCUCUAAACGUGACAAACUUAGUAUUAACACGACGAACCGAAAAAAAUAUUAAUAUAAUUCUACAAGGACUUGGAAAUCUGUACAAUUGCGGUUUACAGCCACAAGUUGCCAAUUUAUACCCAUCAGUAGAAUUUCCAGUUAGUCGAGGAACUCCUAUGAUUUCUCCAUCAAUCAGUGUAGAUACGUUCUUCAAGACCGUACGACCACUGCAGCAGAUAUUGCUAGAUGAUUUGUUAAUCGAAGACAGUAUCCUCGACAUCCUAUAUCUGCAACAACAGUUAGAAAUCGUUUAA